AUGUUCGCCCGUCCCACGACGUCCACGCACUGGAACAUGGCGACGAUGCUCAAGACGAGCGGCAUCACCGAAGACGUGCGGCAGCACCUCAUCCGCGUGUACGCGACGCUGGCUGCCUGCGUGCUGUCGGCCAUGCUCAGCGCCGCCUGUAUGGUGACGUUCGGUCCCGAGCGCUGGUCGCUGCUGAGCUCGUCGCUCGUGGCCUCCCUGGGCUCCAUGUGGCUCUACACAGAACCGGUGCAGAACUUCAGGCGCCGGUUCGGGAUCCUCAUGGCGAUCUCAGCUGCGAUGGGCCUCUCGGUGUCCACGCUCGUGGCAGUCGCGCUCCGAGUGGACGCCAGCACCCUCGUCUUUGCCUUACUGGUGACGGCGCUGGUGUUCACGUGUUUUACCGCAAGUGCCCUCAUCGCUACGCGCCGCUCGUACUUGUACUUGGGUGGGAUCCUGAGCUCGGCGCUGUCGAUGCUGUUUCUCACGAGCGUACUGAACCUCGUGGCGCACUCGUCGCUUUUGCUGAACCUGAACUUGUAUGGCGGCCUGUUGCUGUUUUGCGGCUACGUGGUCUUGGACACGCAGAUGAUCAUUGAGAAGGCCAGCAGGGGGGACAAGGAUGUGCUCAAGCACACGCUCGACCUCUUUAUGGAUUUGGUGUCGAUUUUCGUCCGCAUCCUCGUGGCGCUGUUGAACAAGAGAAAAGACGGUAAGCCGCACCACGGCCGUCGCCAGUAG
Molecule: messenger RNA, 729 nt
Organism: Hyaloperonospora brassicae
Lineage: Eukaryota; Oomycota; Peronosporomycetes; Peronosporales; Peronosporaceae
Source: the annotation of a GenBank genome assembly